This is a messenger RNA of Prosopis cineraria, 585 nucleotides long. RefSeq lists its product as uncharacterized. The record is from RefSeq and is a predicted model, not a curated record. Gene Ontology annotation, molecular function: nucleic acid binding. Lineage: Eukaryota; Viridiplantae; Streptophyta; Magnoliopsida; Fabales; Fabaceae. Bases 1 to 585 code for a protein of 194 amino acids. The transcript has a single exon.
AUGAAUCAGAUACUGGAAGAUAUGCUCAGAGUAUGUGUUAUUGAGUGGACUGGUAGCUGGGAUAAACACCUACUAUUAGCGGAAUUCACAUAUAACAAUAGUUUUCACUUGAGAAUUCAGAUGGCUCUUUAUGAAGCUUUAUAUAGGAAGAAGUGUCGAUCACCACUUUGUUGGACCGAGUUGAGUGAGAGAAGUAUUUUGGGUCCCGAUUUGGUGGAUCAAACUACUCAGAAGAUAGAAGUGAUUCGUCAGAAGCUUUUGACUGCUCAGAGUCGACAGAAAAGCUAUGUUGACAAAAGGAGGAAAUUGUUAGAAUUUGAGGGAAGCGAUCAUAUUUUCUUGAAAGUCACGCCAAUAACAAGCAUUGGGAGAUCAAUUCGAGCUAAGAAGUUGACUCCAUGUUUUAUUGGUCCCCUUAAAAUCUUAGAACGGAUUGGGAUACUUGCUUACCGAAUUGUGUUGCCACCUUAUAUAGCGGGUGUGCCUGAUGUGUUUCACGUCUCUCAAUUGAAGAAGUAUCAGCCUGACUCGUCUCACGUUAUUGAACCUGAAGAUGUUGAGUUACAGGAGAAUUUGACAUAUUAA